AGCAGCUUUCUGUCUCUGCGCCUCUCACCAAUAUUUAGCCGUGACCAUGUUCCUUGGGGAUCCAGUUACGGUUCUUCUGACAGUUGUCCUGUGCCUCAUUUUGGCAAAUCUACUGUAUGGACGGAAAAGGAACAAUUUCAAAAAUUUCCCCCCUGGACCGAAGCCUUUACCAGUCAUUGGGAAUAUCAACAUUAUUAAUCUGAAGAGACCCUAUUUAACAUACUUAGAGUUAUGGAAGAAAUACGGCCCUGUAUUCAGCAUACAAAUAGGAGGCCAGAAGAUGGUUGUGUUGUGCGGAUAUGAAACAGUAAAAGACGCUCUUGUUAAUUAUGCAGAGGAAUUUUCCGAAAGGCCAAAAAUACCUAUUUUCCGAGAUAUAUCGAAGGAAUACGGUGUUCUAUUUUCUCACGGUGAGAACUGGAAAGUGAUGAGAAGAUUCACUCUUUCAACCUUAAGAGAUUUUGGGAUGGGAAGGAGUUCCAUAGAAGACAGAAUUAAUGAGGAAUGUGAUUUCCUGGUGGAGAAGUUUAAAUCUUACAAAGGAAAGCCUUUUGAAAACACCAUGAUAAUUAAUGCAGCUGUGGCUAAUAUCAUUGUAUCUAUUGUCCUUGGACAUCGGUUUGACUAUCAGGAUCCCAUAUUUCUGAGAUUAAUGAGUCUAAUCAAUGAAAACAUAAGGCUUUCAGGGAGUCCUACUGUCAUGUUGUACAACGUGUUCCCAUCUGUAAUGAGAUGGCUGCCUGGAAGUCACAAGACUAUUGCCAAAAAUGCAGAUGAGAAUCAAAGGUUCAUUAGAAAGACCUUCACAAAACACAGAGAUAAGCUGGACGUCAAUGACCAGAGGACUUUGGUUGAUGCUUUCCUUGUCAAGCAACAAGAAAAGAAUGUAAAUGAACAGUACUUUCAUGAUGAGAAUCUGACGAUGAUUGUGUCCAAUCUGUUUGCUGCUGGAAUGGAAACAACUUCUAGCACCAUUCGGUGGGGCCUUCUCUUAAUGAUGAAAUACCCAGAGAUUCAAAAGAAUGUCCAGAAUGAAAUAGAAAAAGUGAUUGGACAGAGCCAGCCGCAAACUGAGCAUCGUAAAUCCAUGCCCUACACUGAUGCCGUUCUCCAUGAAAUCCAGAGAUUUGGUAACAUUGUUCCGAUGAAUCUUCCCCAUGCCACUGCUCAGGAUGUGACGUUUAGGGGCUAUUUUCUUCCAAAAGGAACUUUUGUGAUCCCAUUGCUGACAUCCGUCCUGUAUGACCAAACCCACUUUGAAAAGCCACAUGAGUUUUACCCUCAACAUUUUCUUGACUCUGAAGGCAACUUUGUGAAAAAUGAAGCGUUCUUGCCCUUUUCAGCAGGAAAAAGAAGUUGUGCCGGGGAGAAUUUGGCUAAAACGGAACUCUUCCUGUUCUUCACAAGCCUCCUGCAGAACUUCACAUUCCAGGCGUCUCCUGGAGAAGAACUUGAUCUCACCCCUGCUGUUGGGAUAACCACUCCUCCUCUGCCCUAUAAUAUUUGUGCUUUGUCUCGUACAUAGAUUGUGCCUUUUAUGCAAGUCCAAGGUAGAGACACCAAUGGUGCAAAAAUACUGAUAAAUGCUAUUUAAUUGUUCACUGCUUUCUUGUAUAAAAAGAGGAAACAGGAGGAAAUUAUUAAUAGCAUACUGUAUAUAACAUCUAGUUCUAGCUACAGAUUACUGUUGUGAGAGUGAAUGUCAGUUUCUUUGUUGGGCCUGAGAGGACUGAAUCUGACACUAUUCCUGUAGUAUAAUGUUGUGGGAUGUCUCUCUCUUUUGGUCAAAUAGAAGAAUUUAUAAACCUACUGAAGAGGACACAGGGAUCUACUAGUGGUUUAGUGAUUAGCAGUGUUAGGGUGAGGGUCCAGUUCAAUUCUUGAGUCUUCUUGAUUCCUUCUGUGAACAGUUUCCUGUCUGUUAUUCUAUUAUUGAUACGGGGGCUAUGUAUUUUAAAAUGUCGUUGAGCAGACCAGAUCUUUGCACACUGUUUUUAUAGAUUUUCUCACUUAUUAUUAUUAUUAUUAUCAUUAUUCACUGAAAUAAAUGGCACCACCAUCACCCACA
Messenger RNA from Xenopus laevis (African clawed frog), 2068 nucleotides. RefSeq lists its product as uncharacterized. Gene Ontology annotation, molecular function: oxidoreductase activity, acting on paired donors, with incorporation or reduction of molecular oxygen, reduced flavin or flavoprotein as one donor, and incorporation of one atom of oxygen; iron ion binding; oxidoreductase activity, acting on paired donors, with incorporation or reduction of molecular oxygen. NCBI's taxonomy places the organism in Eukaryota, Metazoa, Chordata, Amphibia, Anura, Pipidae. Gene Ontology annotation, biological process: xenobiotic metabolic process; aflatoxin metabolic process. The record is from RefSeq and is marked provisional. Gene Ontology annotation, cellular component: cytoplasm.